This is a messenger RNA of Equus quagga, 1056 nucleotides long. RefSeq names its product ferritin heavy chain-like. Gene Ontology annotation, biological process: iron ion transport; intracellular iron ion homeostasis. The record is from RefSeq and is a predicted model, not a curated record. Gene Ontology annotation, molecular function: ferrous iron binding; ferric iron binding. The coding region runs from base 1 to 1056 and encodes 351 amino acids. NCBI's taxonomy places the organism in Eukaryota, Metazoa, Chordata, Mammalia, Perissodactyla, Equidae. Gene Ontology annotation, cellular component: cytoplasm. The transcript is spliced from 3 exons.
AUGUAUCUUCAGGAGAGGGCUAAACCUGACAUCAAAGGCCUUUCCAAAUUACAAGAGGAUGUGGCUUCCCCCAUGCUCAGCCCCUUGUCCAAGAGCCUUGAGGAAGUGGUAAUGAUGCCCCCACUUCCUCCUCUGCUGGUUACUUGGGGUGCUCCUUGGGACCAACUGUCUGAAAUGGACAGGGAGUGGGUGUUCUUCACCGAUGGCAGUGCCACUACUGGACUGUGCUCCCAUGAUUUGUCCAGUGCCCUUAUGGGUUGGGCCCAGGAAUGUCUAAAUAGCAACCUUAAGCUCUCCCUGGGGUAUAGAUGUGCCCAGAAGCCUUAUCUGCGUUGGAUGAACUCCUCAGGGAAUGAAAGGGCAGCUACUCAUUCUGUUGCUAAUGUGCCCCUGAUUGGUAUCAAACCUGAAAGCUGCGGCCCAACCGGAGCGCACCCGACCACGCCUUCAUCGCCCACUCUGAGAAACUCUGAGGCAGGCUUCACCUUCGCGCCCGCGCCACCAGCCAAGACAACUGUGCCGCCCACGCAGGUGCGUCAGCACUACCACCCCGACUGCGAGGCCGCCAUCAACAGCCAGAUCUGCCCGGAGCUGUACGCCUCCUACGUGUACAUGUCGAUGGCCUACUACUUCGACAGGGCCGACGUGGCCCUGAAGCACUUCUCUCAGUUCUUUCUGAAACUGUCCUGCGAAAAGAGGGAGCACGCCGAGAGGCUGAUGCAGCUGCAAAACCAGCGCGGAGGCCGCCUCCGCCUUGGCGACAUCAAGAAGCCAGACAGUGACGACUGGGAGAGCGGCCUGAAGGCCAUGGAGUGUGCGCUCCAGCUGGAGAAGAACGUCAACCAGAGCCUGCUCGAUCUGCACCAGCUGGCCACCGACAAGGCGGAUCCCCAUCUGUGCCACUUCCUGGAGAGUCACCUCCUGCUCGAGCAAGUCAAGUCUGUGAAAGAGUUGGGGGACCAUCUCGACAACCUGCGCAAGAUGGGGGCCCCAGCAGACUGCCUGGCAGAGUACCUCUUCGACAAGCUCACCCUGGGGGACGGCAGUAAGAACUGA